UCUACCGUAGAGCUACACGCGUCCAUGGCCUGGCCUGUUCAUGUUGAAAAACUGCUCGUACUUGAUUUUAUUGAAGCUUUGAAGAUUCCAGAGCACAUUUGCUCCUGUCCGUACUGUAGUUCGCUUCUGACUCUGAAGUGAAGACAGUGCAGCUAUCGAACAGGAUGUUUGUGCCAGCAUGUUCAGCAGCAGUGUGGUUGCUUGCCGUGUUGGCCCUCAGCACGUUCUCUGAUUUGUCAUCUGCAUGCGGUGUACUGACACACAUCGAAAUUGGACAUCGCGCUUCGUUCUUCUACGAUGACAAACCCGACAGUAAAGUCAGCUACAAGGAGUUGAUUGCAAAGCAUCAGGAUGCUUUCCAAGCUGGUAAUCCUUAUCCUGACGCCUUUUACCCGGGUAUAUGUUAUGUUGGCGAGUACCAGAGUGUGUCCGAGGACUCCCAUUGGACUCCCUUCAUGGUGACCACCAUUGAUUACAUCAGAGAGAAGUACCCACAGCCAUGGAACGAAACAGCUGAGAAGCUUGUCGUCUUCCUGUUGGGAUUCACGUCUCAUCAGAUAGCUGAUGUUCUGUGGCACAACCUCGGUGUACAGGACGGGUUCCUGCAGGAAAUGGCCAACACGAAUUACCAUGGCGACUUCAACAAGGCACACCCUGUGGGUGAUGUGGGUGGUGAUGUAGUGGGUGCGUAUGAGUGGAACAAGACGUAUGUUGAGAACACACAAUGGUAUGUACCGUCGGAAGAUCUCUCCGAGAUUUACAAGCGCUACUACGAUGCGCGGACGCCGUUCAAUGUCAGCAGCACUGUGAUCGAGACCUGCACACACCUGCUCUUUCUAGCCCGGCUCGGCGAGAAGGGAGCGCUGAGAGAGCUGUUCCCGGAGUACGCCAAGAAGUCUCCGUUCCUGGUGGACGAGCUGAACGAGUAUUUCAUUGGUGGUGUAGACGACAAUGCCGCCUGGACCACAAUGCUGUGGCAUGACGCAGUGACCAUGCUGGAGAACGGUACCAAGGCAUGUGCCCACUCUAAGAACCCAGUGAGUGUGAGUUGCACGGGCAUACCGCCUCCUGUGUCUCAAGAAGGCAGCGAGAAAGACGUGCGCUCAGUUCCACCCACUUUCAAGAACAUUGCCGAUGAAGCGUUUGCCGACGUUGAGCGUGUUGGCCGUGGCAUAGUCAUAAAACCCUCGGCUGCCUACUUGAAGCACAUGGAGGAGACCCGUCAGCAGGCGGCAAAGAGACAGGAGAUGAGUCAGCAGGCGAAUCCGGCUCAGCAUGAACCAAACGCUGCGAAGCCGUCGUCACCAACUGCUGCCUACUAUUCGGUGACUCCGUACGCUCGUCUUGGCGCGGCGUUCAGCCAUGGCGACUUCAACAAUGACACGUACAUGGACCUUGCCAUCGGUGCUCCAGGCUUCAGCUCUCCACACCUACCGUUAGCUGGACGAGUGUACAUAGUGUUUGGAACGGACACGGGGCUGCCCAGCGUCACGGCCGAUAUCGACAGUGUAGCCAAGCUCACACUGCACGGCACUGUCAAGUUUGCCCGUUUUGGAUCAGCCAUUGCUUCGCUGGACUUUAACCUGGACGGCCUUACUGACAUUGUGAUUGGUGCGCCGAGUACGCAGACCGAGGGUACUCAGUAUCGCGGCGCUGUGCACAUCUUUCUCAACGCAGGCCACGGCGCCUUCCCCGACACUCCAAGUAUCUCUAUGGCCGGCAGCUCUUUCCACGAGAACUUUGGCUGGGCGCUGGCCGCUGGCGACAUGAAUGGUGACGGUAAAGCUGAUCUGCUUGUGUCCUCGCCGUUCCUGUCGGCUACUGACACUCUGCGCGAAUCUGGCAAGGUGCAGAUCUACUUGUCGCGUGCCAACCCUAACGCUAGUGGUCUGGUGGCGGAUAGCUGGCUGAACGGGCCUAUUUGGAACGGCUGGUUUGGUCACUCCAUCGUCACGGCAACCUCCAACAGCUACCGAUCGUUGCUAGCUGUCGGCGCACCGAAUGCAAACCAAUGCAUGCGUGUACCCGACUGUAGCAAGCAGUCAGCAGACGAUAAACAGAGCUCUGGACACCUGGUGGUGUACUCUAGUGAAUCGCUACAAGAUCUCAAGGCGGCGUACGAUAUCAUUGGCUGGGAUGUGUUUGAUAGGUGUGGCAGCGACACGGCCUUUGGCCGCUUCUUCCCGGGAGUUGAUGUCAUGGCCAUUGCGUGUCCUACGGCUAAUAUCACUGCCCAUGUUCUUGGUAUACCCACGACUCUCCAGCAGGCUGGCCGUGUAUUCCUGGUCAACGUCACCGAUAAGUUCAGCACGGCGCCAUUCGCAGUGCUGGAGGGUGAUCGGGCGUUUGGCCGGUUUGGCGCCACGGUCUCCUUUGGUGAUGUGACCGGUGACGGUCUGGAUGAGCUGAUCGUGACGCAGCCGCUGCGUAUCAACGACUUCACCGAACACCUGUACGGCGGCGAACAGGGCACGGCGUACGCGUUUGAAGGCGGCAGCGCGUUUGAAAAGAUGAAGUGGCCGUUCGUGACCAGCAACUGCGGAGGAGGAGUGACGCUGGAAGCGCCGUGUCCUGCCAAGGUUGCCGCCAUGCAGAUGGACGUGACGGAGGGAAACUCGCGCUUUGGCAGCAGCGCGCACUUGCUGCCCACUGCGAGUAAGAAAGCGACGCCAGUUAUCGCUGCCGCGCACAGCUCCCUCCGCGCAAGAAUGGCCGGAACAGUCUAUCUCUUCUAGCAAUGUAAUCCACUGCUACCUUUACUGCUACUUCAAGUACACUGUUCAGCCAGCCAUACGCUACAAUUUAAGGUAGUAGGGAGUAGUAAAUACCAUUAUGUUAUUACUCCCUGCCAGGUGUGGAAUGGUGUGUUCAGAAUUGCACACCUAUUAACACUGGUACAGUGCUGAUAGCGCCAACAGGAGAUGCUGCGCGAGAGGAUGGUGUGUUACAUGGGAACAUGGCCAUUGGCAAUGCGUACUUAGAACAUAGAUACAGGUCAUUCACCUCACCUGUCAUAGCAUGUUGCUUGUUUAUCCUUUUCUUGUUUGUCUUGUUCUUGUUUAUCCUUUUCUUGUUUGUCUUGUUCUUGUUUGUCCUUUUCUUGUUUGUCUUGUUCUUGUUUGUCUUGUUCUUGUUUGUCUUGUUCUUGUUUGUCUUGUUCUUGUCAUAGCAUACCCUGUGUUGAGUGCCUACUAGCAAUACUUCCUUGAAGUAUUUUAGAAGAAUCUAGUGACGAUAGUGCAUAGUACUUCAAGUACAUAGUACAUAGUACAUAGUGCAUAGUGCAUAGUACUUCAAGUACAUAGUGCAUAGUGCAUAGUACUUCAAGUACGUGUGCAGGUAAACACUUCUUAUCCUACACUGCUUGAAGACUGGCAUUUCAUUGACUAUUCUUUUUACUGGACACUGUAUUUAUCAAGUCAUUAGGUCCCCUUUAGGCUUUUUGUGUAGUUUUACUUGAGCAUGAUUGCGGGGCAGAGCGAUCCCCAAUGCUUUAUGAACUUAUUCCCAAGUAAGAGUAUGGCAUGCGCUUAUGCCAGUAUUAUGAAUCAGUGAAUAUUAUUAUCAAUAUUUUGACCUUCAUAAAUUCGGAACGACGCUUUUGACCUUUUCCACAACUAUUCUGCUAAAACAGUGCAAUACGUCUGCCGUGAAUUGAGAACUCGUGUUACAUCUUGUUUCUUAGUUUGGUCUAUGCUGUGUGGCGUGUUCAGUCAGCCUCGAGUGCAACGCAUGAUGUCAUCUAUCCAUGCAGGUCCAGAGAAAUGGGAGACGUUACUACCACACUGUUGUGUUCAUGGUUUACUGUUUUGUUUUCUUAAUUCUAAUUCUCUUCUCCCACUGUCUGAGGCAUCCACCGACUUUAGAUUGUGAUUUAUUUUCCUCUUUAAUUGCUGGCAGCUGCGGUGUUUUGUUUCCGUUUUUAUUCAAACUAAGUGUUCUGUUCAGAUCAUCUUCUGUUAUGGUCAUUAUCUGGUGUAGCUGUCCUGCACGGUUUAGUGAGUAUCAUUAUGCACUUGUGUCGUCCGCAUUUUUUCGCCUGUUCGGACAGUGUGUUUUUAGCUUGUGCGCAUUCUUUGGCUUGUGUUUUAUCUGCGGUAUCUGUCUUGCACGGUUUAUAUAUUAAUAUAGGGUCUAAGUGGGCGUACAUGUGUGUCGUCCGGAAUUAUUUUCGCCUGUUAUUCGGACAGUGUGAACCGUUUCA
Messenger RNA from Sycon ciliatum, 4204 nucleotides. Its product is annotated as phosphatidylinositol-glycan-specific phospholipase D-like. Gene Ontology annotation, molecular function: GPI anchor phospholipase D activity. Gene Ontology annotation, cellular component: extracellular region; extracellular matrix. Bases 165 to 2735 code for a protein of 856 amino acids. NCBI's taxonomy places the organism in Eukaryota, Metazoa, Porifera, Calcarea, Leucosolenida, Sycettidae. The transcript has a single exon. The record is from RefSeq and is a predicted model, not a curated record.